AUGUUUCAAAUAGAAGAAUGUCAAGUCAAAAGUCAAUAUAAAUCUCAUUUAGUUGAAUUUCAACAUCAUGUUGAAGAAGUUCAAAGAUUCUUUAUUAAUCAAAUUGCUUGUUUUAAAUUUACAAUUGCUUGUAUAUUAGCAAAAAUUUUUGGUUGGUUAGUUGUUGGUAGUACAAUGGCACCAACUCUUGGUAGAUUAAGUGAAAUUCAAUUUAGUGCUCAAUUUUGA
Messenger RNA from Rotaria sp. Silwood2, 228 nucleotides. NCBI's taxonomy places the organism in Eukaryota, Metazoa, Rotifera, Eurotatoria, Philodinida, Philodinidae. The record is from the annotation of a GenBank genome assembly.